Carassius auratus (goldfish) is the source of this 1174-nucleotide messenger RNA. Its product is annotated as neugrin-like. The record is from RefSeq and is a predicted model, not a curated record. Gene Ontology annotation, cellular component: nucleus. The transcript has 4 exons. NCBI's taxonomy places the organism in Eukaryota, Metazoa, Chordata, Actinopteri, Cypriniformes, Cyprinidae. The coding region runs from base 36 to 956 and encodes 306 amino acids.
AAAUCAUCGAAUGACUGGUGCGCAUGCGUGGUUAAAUGAUAUGCUUCCGGUGUAAUGUCACCGUGAAAGAAGAGCAGAGGGACAUAAUGGGCACCCUGUGGAGAAUGGCCCAUAUGUUGGCCACCAAACUGGCCCCUCUCCCAGGACCUGCUGCUUGCCGGGUUUGUCGGCAUGCCAGUCGAGAUGCAUACGGUUGGAUGUCACAGAGGUAUCCUGAUUCUCAUCCAAAACAGAGACAACAGGAAGACAUGUUUGAAGAUGACCAUGAUAUGGAUGCAGUAGAAGCCAAAAUGAACUCUAUUAUUAGUGAAGAGAGGAGAAGGCGUAAAGCAGCAAAGUUUCACAUCAUCAAGAAGAAAAUGAACAAUCUUGGAGCCCCAGAGAGACGACUAAGCUGGGACGCUAUUCAGCAGAUAAGGUACUUAAAGCAGGAGUCCCCAGAAGAAUGGACACUAGAGAGAUUAGCAGAGGGUUUCUCUGUAAACCCUGAUGUCAUUUCCAGAGUCCUCCGCAGCAAAUUCACCCCAUCAGCAGUCCGAAAGCUAAAGCAGGACUCGAAAGUGUCAGCUAGUAGUGGGCCGCAGUUUCUCAGAGAUGGCAAAUCUGAGCAGGCCGUACUCCCCUCUGGAAACACAGGUGCCCUGACAGCUCUGAGUACAGGAGUGCUUGCAGUGAGGCAGACUGACACUGGACUCGUGCCCUCUAGUGGGAACAUACUACCCUCUCAGCUAUCAGCUGAACACAAAGUGACUCCUACUUUACACCAGCAGCCUGACUCUAAAGCUGAAGUGGACGUGAGCGAUGAUACAGAGUUAGAGGAGGAAUGGGAUGGAGUGAUCCUGACCGAGGAAGAACUAGAGCACAUCGCACAAACACUGAAGGAAAAGCCCAGUUCAGUGGAACAGAAGGGAAAGGAGUUUUUUGACACUGAAGGCAACUUCCUGUACAGAGUUUGAGCUAUGCGGCCAAAUCAUCCAUGUUUAUCAAAACACUUGUUACUCAAGUCCAAGCCUGUUCUUUUGUGAAUAUUACUUGUUACAAUUUGCUAAGCAGAAGCUGUCCUAACCUUUAAAUUUGAUUAUUUUUCCCUUUACAUUUGUUAGUUUUUCUGUUGUAUUUGCUUUUUUCGCUCUUACGUACAAACUAAAAAGCAGAAAUAAAGAAUACAACAUCA